Messenger RNA from Chionomys nivalis (European snow vole), 2259 nucleotides. Its product is annotated as sodium-dependent neutral amino acid transporter B(0)AT2-like. Bases 1 to 2259 code for a protein of 752 amino acids. Gene Ontology annotation, biological process: sodium ion transmembrane transport. Gene Ontology annotation, cellular component: membrane. The record is from RefSeq and is a predicted model, not a curated record. The transcript has 11 exons. Lineage: Eukaryota; Metazoa; Chordata; Mammalia; Rodentia; Cricetidae.
AUGGACCAAUCUCCGAAAGCACUUCUUAAGGAUAAGAAGGAGAAAGAGCCUGUGGAGAAAGAACCCACGUACAGGAAGAGGGACAUCAAUCCCACAUCCGUGUCCCGGGGCUUCAGGACCAGAGAGGUCCGAAUUACCAAGAUCCCAAACCACUUCCAGGCGAAGAAGACAGAGAAUAUCCUGAUCUUGGUGGCCUUCUCCAUUGGACUUGGCAGCGUGUGGCGUUUCCCAUACCUGUGCCACCAGAAUGGAGGAGGUAGCUUUCUGCUGAUGUACCUCAUCCUGCUGCUGCUGGUGGGGAUCCCCCUCUUGUACAUGGAGAUGAUCAUUGGACAGUGGCUACGGAAGGACAACAUCCAGGCCUGGAAGCAGCUGGCCCCCUGGCUAAGUGGUUUGGGCUACUCCAGCACACUGGCUUGUGUGCUGGUGAGCCUGUACAACAGCGCUCUGAUCUCCUGGAACGUCAUGUACCUGGGCCAGUCCUUUGAUUACCCUCCACCCUGGGAACAAUGCAAAAUGCAUUCCCUAUCUGAAUCUCUGCCCCUUCUCCCCCCAGAGAUCCAGUGCCUUCGGACAGUGCCCUACCAGUAUUUCUGGUAUCACACAACCCUUGAUGCCUCCAGCCAGGUGGAAGAAGGGAUUGAGAUGCUGGUCCUGAACAUCACCCUGUGCCUCUUUGCCACCUGGGUCAUGCUCUAUAUCAUCCUGAUUAUUAGGAUAAGGAUCUCAGUGCUUAUGCUGAUUUUCUCCGUAUUCUUCCCCUACGUCCUCCUCUUCUGCUUCCUCAUCCGCAGUCUCUUCCUGCCAGGAGCGAUGGCUAGCCUCAGGCGCCUGGUGACCAUAGAGCUCUCUAUCUUGUCAUCGCUGGACACAUGGCGCCAGGCUGGAGGCCAUGUGCUCUACUCCCUCGGCCUUGGCAUGGGCACCAUCAUCACUUUCUCUUCCUACCAGACUAGAGGUGACAACUACAUCAAGUUGGCCUCCUUUAUGGCCAUGGCCAACCUGGUGACGUCGUUGCUGAGCACGGCCAUCAUCUUUCUGGUGCUGGGCUUCUGGACCACAACCAGCGGGCCCAGCUGUGUUGAGAAGAGUGUCAACAAUCUGGUCGAUCAGAUAAUCAAAGGUGUGCUGUCCCAGGCUGCCUGGCCUCCCCAAGGCAUCAUUCAUAAACCUCCAGUAGAAUACAUGGACUGGAUCAGUCAGCUCCCCAGUAAACUCCAGGCGGAUGUGGUCCGUUUCUCCCCACCCUGCAGCAUCCUGGUACAGAAGGAAAAGUUCAUGGAGGGCCCUGGCCUGGCAUACGUGGCCUUCUCUCAAGUCAUCUCGCUGUUUCCUGGUUCCUCUUUCUGGGCCAUCAUCUUUUUCAUUGCCCUUGUCAUCAUGGGUCUGGCCACACUGACAAUGCUCCUGGAGAGUAUUGUGCUUCCUCUGCAGAAAAACAUCCCAACCUUCGAGAAGUAUCCCAAGCUGAUACCAGUGACUGUCUGCUUGGGAGGACUUCUGGGCAGCCUUGUCCUCUCCAGUCGCUCCGGCAGCUACGUGGUGUUCCUGUUUGAUGACCACCUGGUCCCUAUGGUCCUCGUCGUUAUUGCGGUGCUCCAGAACCUUUCUCUGGCUUUUGUCUAUGGAAUCAGGAGGUUCAGGGCUGAGAUGUUCUACCAGCUGGGCCGCCUGGUAUGGGCACCAUUCACCUUCUUGUGGACUUACGUGACGCUGCCCGCUCUGCUGGUGCUGCUGGCCAUCUACUUCCUGAAUCUCUACCACGGGAAAUCCCUCUAUUACAUCUCCUGGAAUGACAGUAUGAGCCAGGAAGUGAAGCAGCCUUACCAGAAGAAAGUCCUGGGCUGGGUCACCUUCCUCAGCAUCCUGGCUCUGCUGCCCAUCCCUGUGUAUCCGCUGCAGCACUGGUGGAACCAGGACGACCAGGUCAUCUGUGAGGUCUUUAAAAAGCCUUCAUCCUCCAAAAGGAAAGAAAUGCGAUCCAACAAGGUCAGCCAGCGGCCUGCAUAUGCACUAAGAAGAUUCACACUCAGAGGCCAGGACAAAGGUGGCCAGGUUCCACUCCCAAGAAAGAACCCCACAGAUGACGUCCCGCUUCAACCCCUAAAGCUGUUGACAAAAAGUGACAGUGAAAUUUUCUCCAGUUUCAGCCUUCGAGGUGACUCCAUUGUCCCCAACAAUCCUGAGGCACCAAAGCCCACUGUCCUCCCAGCAGGUGACCUUGGCUACCACAGCACUGGACAGAAAGAACAGGCAUAA